AUGAAAAAUUUAGAAUAAGAAAAUGAAAAACUUCGAAAGGCUAUAAAAGAUAAAAAGCAACAAAUAUCUGAAGCAAAUACGACGAUACUACAAUAUCAAAAUAGUAUUGAAGAAUAUGAUCAAGAAAAAUAAACAAUUAUACAGGAUAUAAAUGAGUUAAUCAAUAAAAAAGAUAAAAAUUUUGAUAAGAGAAUUAAGGGAAUUAUAGAAAGACUUCCUUGCUAGAUAGAACAGAAAAGUUUAUAAUAUUUGACAAAAUCUAUUAUAAAUAAAGGAUUGAAUGUGUUGAAUGAUCUGAAUAUUGCCUAUAAGAAUGCCUACAAAGAAGAAUACAAUAAGUCUUAAGAUGCAAAACCCUAACCCUUAAUAGAAUCAUAUUUUAUAAUUAUACUUAAGCAUAAGGAUAUUACGGAUCUGUAGAAAGAGGAGACAAUAUUGAAGCCGAAGUUUUUAUAUCAACUAUGCAAUUCAGGGUGGACAUCAAAAGAAAGAGAAAGCUGGGUUGACUACUAAAAGGAUAUAAUAACUCAUUUCGAUAAUAAUUAUGUUGUUGUAGAAAGACUAGAUGAUAUUUCAAAAAUAUAGAAUUUAAUUACUAAGUGUCUAAAUAAAUAAGAUGUGUUAUAAGAAAACUCUUUUAUUUUUAAUCUCCAAGGUUCAUCAUUUGAUGAGUAGGUGCCAAAAAAUAUUGAAUUGUUAGCAAGUGUUAACCCAAACAAAUAAUUGUUCGCCUUUGUCUAGGGUGUUGAUGAUUAUAUUACAAGUUUUUCAGAUGAAGGGUUUUCUUAUUGGCCGUGUAAAAAGUACUAUUGUUUUUUGACAUAUUUUCCAAUCCCUGAAAUAUUUGAUCAACUUUUAAAAUUCGCAUCCAACUUAAUUUAAGCAUCUAGAUUGGAGGCAAUUAUAAAAUAUUAAGACUAUAUAAAUUAAAGAUUGUAAAUGACAUUAGAGGAGAAAAAUGAAUAUAACUAAAAAAUAUAUUAGGAUAUAGAUGCAGUUAAUAUUCAUUAUAGAGUAGAAAGUAUUAUGGAAGAGUGUAUCAAAUUAUUAAUGGGCUAAUAUCUCGAUUUUGAUAAACCAAGCAUAAAUGUGGACUUGUAAAGUAAGUUACCUAAUACCUUCAAUGUUACACAAAAAACACUAAUUUAUUCCUUACCAAUCUAAUAAAGGAAUAUGAAUAUUCCUGAAAACCUUAAACAAAUAAGGUAUGAAAUAGUAAAAAAUAAUAACAUUAAAUAUGCUCAUGUUGUGCAACAGAUCUUCAACUUUGAUACCUUUAUUAAAAUCUUUCAGGAGAUCUUAAAAGAAGGAAAUAUUGUAUUCUACUGCCAAAAUCUCUAUAUUUUAACCUCUGUUUGUUACUUCUUUCAUUAAAUAAUUUAUCCCUUCAUAUGGUUUGAUGCAGCAAUAUACUAUUCAAAUCGAGAGAAAUUAAACAUAUUGGUUGAAAAAGGUAGGUUUAUAAUAGGAAUUAAUACAACUUUUUAUAAUAAUAAAGCAAACUAAAAAAUAAUUGAAUCUAAAAAUUUGAUGAUUGUAGAUUUAAAAAUCAAAUAGGAAAAAGAGGGCUUCAAAGUUUAGCCGAUCAUACACUAAAAUAAGCCUGGCAACAUUGGGUUUUCAGUAUUGACAAGGCAAUUUUUUUAAAUCAAAUAACUUUUGAAAGAUGAAAAUGUUCCAGCUUCUAUUUUCUAAUAUUGUAUCGAUGCAAAUCAAGCCGCUAAAUGUAGAGAUUUCUUAGAAUGCAUGAUGAAAUUGAUUUAGAAUUGGUUGAUUGACAGAAUUGUGCCAGAUGCAGAUCCCGAUUUUACAAUGGGCGGGUGGAAUGAUGGAUUUAUAAAAUAAGUGGUUAAAAAUAGGCUUAAGGAUGAUAAAGAUAUAGACUUUAUUUUGGAAUAUAUUUACAUUUCCAAUUAUUUUUAAAAGUAUUUGAAAUCGAAAUACAAUUAUAAUGAUCCUAAUUGA
Messenger RNA from Paramecium tetraurelia, 1965 nucleotides. RefSeq lists its product as uncharacterized. The record is from RefSeq and is a predicted model, not a curated record. The transcript has 4 exons. Lineage: Eukaryota; Ciliophora; Oligohymenophorea; Peniculida; Parameciidae.